AUGGAAAAGGCAAAGGAAAUUGUGGAGAGAAACGAUGCCCUAUGUGGGAGGAUAAGGGAACUAACGGUGUGGUUGGCAGAGGCAAACAGCCAGGUUGAGAGGCAAGAGGAACUCGUACGACAGAAGGAGAAAGACCCGCAGUUAAAAAGCAAAGAAGCGGCGCGGAUGGCAAGGCUCAUCCAGGAACUAAAGGACGCGACCAAAAAGCGCGAAUCGAGCAAGAAAGACGUCGAGGUCAGGUCCGAGCACCUCCAGAAUGAAGUAGAAGACCUCAGGAAGGAAAAGUGUGGACAUCAGUGUGAAGUUGAGGCUGCAAAACUCAAGAGAAAAGAAAUCGUGGCUGGAUAG
Macrobrachium nipponense is the source of this 348-nucleotide messenger RNA. RefSeq lists its product as uncharacterized. The record is from RefSeq and is a predicted model, not a curated record. The coding region runs from base 1 to 348 and encodes 115 amino acids. The transcript has a single exon. Lineage: Eukaryota; Metazoa; Arthropoda; Malacostraca; Decapoda; Palaemonidae.